AUGCCCGUUGAGAUUGUUUUUCCUCUACCUUUGUACGCUACCAGUAUACCAUUCCCUCUCAUUCCACCUGUGGCUGCCCCUGCUCCCAUGGAUGCUGAUAUCCCCGUUCCCUUACCUAUUCCAAACAGUAACCCUGAUUCUCACGUGAUUGAGUCAUCCGUCACACCUCACCCUCCUACUCCACCCCGCCAACUGGCACCCAUUGAUGAGGUUGGACCCUCACACCGUAGUCCCUCACCACCCCUGUCCUCUACUUACUCUCGCAUACCUCCAUCUACUCCUGGCUGGCUGGAAGAUGUAGACGAGGACCUGCCCAGUUUGCCUUCUGACCCAGACGCUACCCUCUCUACUUCGCCUGACUCUGAUCCCUCAGAGGAGUAUACUCCUCUAGAUUGA
This is a messenger RNA of Abrus precatorius (Indian licorice), 396 nucleotides long. Its product is annotated as proline-rich receptor-like protein kinase PERK8. The transcript is spliced from 2 exons. Lineage: Eukaryota; Viridiplantae; Streptophyta; Magnoliopsida; Fabales; Fabaceae. The record is from RefSeq and is a predicted model, not a curated record. Bases 1 to 396 code for a protein of 131 amino acids.